This is a messenger RNA of Salvelinus sp. IW2-2015, 981 nucleotides long. NCBI's taxonomy places the organism in Eukaryota, Metazoa, Chordata, Actinopteri, Salmoniformes, Salmonidae. The record is from RefSeq and is a predicted model, not a curated record.
GGAAACAAGGAGCGCUUGGAGGAGAGGCGCGGACGUGCUUUUCUAUUGUCACGGGGAAGAACACAGGAGAAGUACACACCCAGGAGUUAUCUAGGCGACAUGGACAAAAACGGGAAAGCCAUGGAGGAGUUGGUGUGUGAGCUGCGUCUGUUCCUGGACCUGCUGGACAGGGAGUAUCUGAGCGCUGGGGCCAAGGAGAAGAAGAUGCUUAUCUCUGACAUCCUCCACAGGGUCCUCACCGCUAAAGAGCCCUCGUUCAAGUCAGAGGUCCACAGCAGCCUUCCGGCACCCCCUCAGAUGCCACUCCCUGAGAUCCCACACCCCUGGCUCCCUCCAGACAACGGGCCUCCUCCUCUCCCCAGCUGCUCUCUCCCAGAGGGAUACUAUGAAGAGGCCGUCCCCCUCAGUCCUGGAAAAGCCCCAGAAUACAUCACUUCCAACUAUGAUUCUGACCAGAUGAGCAGUUCGUAUGAGUCGUAUGACGAGGAGGAGGAGGAUGGGAAGGGGAACAGAGGGAAGAAGAUGCGUCACCAGUGGCCUAGCGAGGAGGCCUCCAUGGACCUGGUCAAGGACGCGCGCAUCUGUGCCUUCCUGCUGCGCAAGAAACGCUUCGGCCAGUGGACCAAGCUGCUCUGUGUCAUCAAGGACAACAAGCUGCUGUGCUACAAGUCAUCUAAAGACCAGACACCCCAGAUGGAGCUGCUGUUAUCAGGCUGUAGCAUCACACAUGUCCCCAAGGACGGCAAGAAGAAGAAAGACGAGCUGAAGAUUGUCCACCAGGGGGCAGAUGCCCUGGUCCUGGCCGUGCAGAGCAAAGAGCAGGCUGAGGAGUGGCUCAAGGUGAUGAGGGAGGUGUGCAGUAAUGGCUGUGACUCAGAUGUAGCAGGGUCUCCUGUGCACAAGCCCGACCUGGAGAAGGUAAGGAACACAACACCAGCUCAGGCACAUGAACACACACUUACACACACCGCAGCACAAUAA